Messenger RNA from Cottoperca gobio, 2183 nucleotides. It is a transcript of the gene ptcd3, whose product is annotated as pentatricopeptide repeat domain 3. Lineage: Eukaryota; Metazoa; Chordata; Actinopteri; Perciformes; Bovichtidae. The record is from RefSeq and is a predicted model, not a curated record. Gene Ontology annotation, biological process: mitochondrial translation. Gene Ontology annotation, cellular component: mitochondrion. The coding region runs from base 24 to 2102 and encodes 692 amino acids. The transcript is spliced from 23 exons. Gene Ontology annotation, molecular function: protein binding; rRNA binding; ribosomal small subunit binding.
AUAUUAUUUCUUCAAAUUACAAGAUGUUAUUAUUUCCCUCUCCCCCUUUCUCAGCCCACUUGGUUUCUCCCUCCCAGAAGCCUUCAGUUUGUAACAACAUGGCGGCGCCCGGUUGGCAAGUAGGGCAUUAUGUCCACAGAAACAGCCGAUUUUUGCUAAAUAAUUUCGAGCAGUUAUGGAGUCACAGGAAUUUUGGUUGGACUACAGCGCUGCGACAACAAGUUGCAGAAGCUAAUAAAGAAUCUACCGAUACUAUUGUCAUCCCCAGGAAGAAAACAUGGAGCAACGUGGCAGUGCUGGAGGCUCUGGCUUCAACUGUCAGCAGGGAUCCUACAGCAUAUUCCUACUACUUCCAGGAUGAUCCUUUCCUCUCUCCCAAGACCGCUUCUGAGUUUAAGUUAUACGCUCUCUCUCAGGAGUCUGGAAGAUCUGCAGCCAAAUUCUUUGUCAACAGUAAUCCCAAGUUCUUCACCAAAGACUUUGCUGAACCACAUAUACCAUGUCUGAUGCCAGAGACUGUGUCACUGCAUCUUGAAGAGUUGAGUGAGGAGGCACUGAAGGAGCGAAUCAACUUGAGGAGAGUUACAGCUGCUGUUGAUAUGUAUGAUCAACUAAUGCAAGCUGGCACAGCUGUCUCUACGGACACGACCCAUGACUUGUUAGACCUGAUCUGUCUCUACUGUGACAGAGACCCUGCGGAGGAGGGACGCCCACAGACGGGGGACACGGAGGAGCCGGCAGAGGAGGUGAAGCGAAGUAAAGGGAGGUUCCAUCGGGCUCCGCACCUCGUGAGGUGGAAGGAAGAAAACAGCGCAGAGAGAAUCUUCAACAUGCUGCCAGAGAGAGACGCACAGAGCUACUCUGCUCUGAUCAGAGGCAUGGUGAAGUAUGGAGCCUAUGAAAAGGCCUUCAGCUUCUACACAGACAUGCUGAACAACAGGCUGACCGCUGACGUCCACGUCUUCAACGCUCUGAUAUCCGCAGCUCCAGAUGUACGAGAGAAAUAUUUUGACAAAUGGGACCUCAUCACUGAGCUGCUGAAGCAGAUGAGUGAGCAGAAAGUUCAGCCCAACCUGCUCACCUUCAACAGCGUUCUCAAAGCUCUGAGAUACUGUGGCUUUCUGGGCAAAACACACGCUCAACACACUCUGAAUGAGAUGAAGGCUUUGGAGAUAGCUCCCAGCCUGGCGUCCUUUGAAAGCAUCAUAGUAAUCUACUCCAGACCAGACACCAAUGGCCAGAUCAACAAUGACGUUUUAAAGGAAGUGAUGUCGGAGCUGGAAGGAAAAAGUUUAACCUGCCAGGAACCCAAUGAUGCUGCAUUCUUCUUGAGCGCAAUGAGAAUAUGUCUGAAUAAUAAAGAUCUGGAGAUGGGUUAUAAGGUCUACAGUCUAGCAGAACAUGGAGACAACUGGAGGCUUCUGGGAUCUUCUCAAAAACAAAAUAUAUUCUACCGUCUCUUCUUCAACCUGCUGUGUACGUUGGAGCACAUCGACGUGGUGUGGAAGUGGUACAGACGGCUGGUUCCCUCGUUGUACUACCCGAACUCUCACUCACUGAGGGAACUGCUGCAGCCUCUGGACACAGACAAUCGUCUGGACUUGCUGCCCACUAUAUGGAAAGAUAUGCGGACUCUGGGUCAUGACAAUAGGACUGAACUGGUGGAGGAGCUGCUCACCCUGAUGGCCAGAGACGAGCACAGUCCUGAGGUCAGAGAUGUGUGGACACCGUGUGCUCUGGAUGUAAAGAGUGUGUAUGAUGACGACAUGAGGAAAAAAGGUCUGGAGUGGAGCAACUCCUCCCUCUCCCACAUCACCUCCCUGCUGCUGCGGGCCAACAAGCAUCAAGAGGCCUGGGAGAUGAUGGAGCUCUUCAAAACCAAGAACAGAGUUCCUGAUGAGGGGCUGUUUGAUCACUUCCUGUCGGUGUGUCACAGCAAUGGCUUUCACCAGAGAGCAGUGAAGCUGGUUCAGCUGUCCGCAGACUUCUUUCUGUGUGCAACACCAAGACUUGCAACGCGAGCACUGGCUGAGUUUGAUCUGACCGAGCCUCAAAGAGCCAUAUUGUCUCAGCUGGAGUCGACAGGAGAGCCCUCUGACUGAAGGAGACGCACAUCUCACACACUCAUAGUGUAUUUGUUUCAUUAUCUGUGUAAUAAACUCAUGUUUGUCACGUAAAUGACA